GUCCGUCACUCGCUCAGUGCAAUGUAGCCAGUCUUUCGAAAUGUCAUGUCAGUCAGCCAUGUUUAUUUCUAUGGAAUGUGUUUUGAAAUGGUGGUAGUGAUAAAAAACAACAUAAUAGUGGAAAUAUUUUCGUAAUUUUACUGGUUAUCAACUGUAGUGUUUUAGUGAAGCUUCAAUGUGUUUUUUUGUGUAAGUGUGGAUACUAUUGCCGUGAAAAUGAAUUGGGGUAUUGAGCUUUGGGAUCAGUAUGAUAACUUAGCCGCCCACACACAUAAAGGAAUUGAUUUUUUAGACAAAUACGGUAACUUCGUAAAGGAAAGAUGUGCAAUCGAAUUAGAAUAUGCAGGAAAACUCAGGAGGCUUGUAAAAAACUAUCAACCAAAAAGAAAAGAAGAAGAUGAAUAUCAGUAUACGGCGUGUAAAGCAUUUAAACAAUUACUUCAAGAACUAAACGAUUUCGCGGGACAAAGGGAAGUGGUCGCGGAAAAUCUACAGUCAAAUGUAGUUCGAGAGUUGCAUCUACUCGCCAAAGAACUGCGAGAAGAGAGGAAGCAACAUUUAAACGAAGGUGCGAAACAAAUGGGAGUUUUGAACUCAUCGAUAGGUUCGUUAGAACGAGCGAGGAGAUCGUACGAACGGGCUGCCAGGGAGUCCGAACGAGCACUGGAGACCUUCCAAAAGGCAGACGCCGACCUUAAUCUGAGUCGGGCAGAGGUAGAGAAACAGAAAGCGAAUAUGAAACUCCGGAGUCAAGCGUGUGAAGACGCUAAGCAGGAGUAUAUGGAUCAGCUGCGCAAGACCAAUGAUGCUCAGAGGCAACAUUAUGAACAACGGCUGCCACAUGUAUUUAAACAAUUACAGGAUUUAGACGAGAAAAGGAUAAAAAAUAUAAAGAACUUCAUGUUAAGUUCUGUCGAUGUUGAAAGGAAGGUGUUCCCCAUUAUUAUGCAGUGCCUCGACGGUAUGGAGACAGCUGCGAAUAGUAUUAAUGAAAAAGAGGACACAAAAUUAGUGAUAGACAGGUAUAAGUCAGGUUUCGUGCCGCCUGAAGAUUUCCAAUUCGAGGCCGCGUCCGGGGCUGAUACGACGGACUCUGCAACCACACACCACCACACACACAACCAUCUCACCGCGGCGCGGGGCACCGUCUCCGGGAACAAAAUCAAGAAGCGAGGAGGCCUUCUGUCCAUCUUCAGCUCCAAUAAGAAUAACAUGUCUAUGGAUGGAAAGGAGGAUUAUUCAGACUUGCCACCGAACCAGAAGAAAAAGAAACUUCAAGCAAAAGUUAUGGAGUUGAGUAAGCAGGUGGCUCAAGAGCAAGCGGCAAUGGAAGGCCUCAUGAAAAUGAAAGGAGUGUACGAGACGAGCCCUGCGCUUGGAGAUCCCAUGACUGUUGAAGGUCAACUAAACGAGUGUUGCGAUAAGUUGAAGAAGCUUCGCGCUCAGCUGAACAAGUUCGAGGAGUUGUUAGCUGAGGCCAACAGUCAGGUGGGCGCGCCGCCCCUACACCCCACCGCCAGGACUAAUGGACAGGCGCCCACGCAGGCCACCAGCAUCGGAUCAAACAGUGAAUCUCUAUCGCGGUCGGCUUCGGAGUCGUCGGUGAGCACGGGAACGGGUACAGGCGGGCCCGGGGCGCGCGCCGCCGGUGGCUCGCCGGAGUCGGGGCUUGGCGGCGAGCUCGCUGCCGUCCACCACGACCACCACGCCAACGGCGACCACGACCACGAUCCCGACAACGACCACGACAACGACCACGAGUCGGACUUUGAUUACUAUUACUGCGAGCCCGAUCUGCAACCCGUCGGAUACUGCAAAGCUUUGUACGCUUUUGAAGGUAUCGGCAGCGGGUCCACGAUGAAAAUGGAGUGUGGUGAGCGUCUGCUGGUUCUGGAGACGGACGCGGGCGACGGCUGGACGAGGGUACGUCGCCACCACACCAGGGAGGAGGGGUUCGUGCCCACCACAUACAUCGCCACCACGCUCUAUGCAGACGCUAAUGCGCACUAGCUGUGGUGCUGUCCCGGGCGCGGAAGGGCCGCGACGAGGUGACAGCCGGCCGGGCGUGGCGGAGCCGGUCAGCCUCCGCUCCCCGCCGCAUGCACGCGCUACCUUGAUAUGUUUUGUGGCCUAUAAUAUAGUAACGAGUAUUUUUGCUAUAAUUUAUCGUAUCGAAAACGUUCGCAUUAUUUUUUUAUCGUGUUCUUUCUAUUCCGAUUGUUAUCCUGGCGUAGGCCACCUUUGAACAAAAACGGAAACAUUCCAUGAUCUUAUUUAUUGUGUAUAUUGUUGGUUAUAUGGCAUACAUAUUUUCAUGUAUGGAGUAUACAGUAAUAGCGUAAUGUUAAUUGUAAUGUGGUGUAACUCAUCUAGAUCUUCAUUGUGCCAGCUGUUUACGUAAUAAGUUUAUAUUUCGUACUUAUGAUAGUUGUAAUCUUGCUUUUAUGUUAUUUGCCAUUGAGUAUUUGAAAUUAUAGCAAAAAUAGAUAAAGUUUAGGUGUUAUGAAAUGUGUAAAAUAUGUAAACUUAGACAUAACUUGAAAUGCUAUCGACAUAUUAUAAUGAUUUAUGAAUAACAUGUAAUAUGGAAUCCUGUGUCAACUAUCACAUGCGAUCUAUUGUAUAAUACUUACUUUAAUUGAAUUUUAUAUAGGAUAUUAUCUAAUAAAGCUAGCUAAAGUCACGAUUAGCCGAUGUUAUUUUCUGAAUAUACGCUUGUUUGCGGGAACGUAUAUAUAGUUCAUGUAUUUAUAUUUAGGUGAGAUGAUGUAUGAGUGAGGCAUACAAUUUUUCUACAAAUAUAAAAUUAUGUGACAAUUA
Spodoptera exigua (beet armyworm) is the source of this 2820-nucleotide messenger RNA. The record is from the annotation of a GenBank genome assembly. NCBI's taxonomy places the organism in Eukaryota, Metazoa, Arthropoda, Insecta, Lepidoptera, Noctuidae.